Molecule: messenger RNA, 1178 nt
Organism: Aegilops tauschii subsp. strangulata
Lineage: Eukaryota; Viridiplantae; Streptophyta; Magnoliopsida; Poales; Poaceae
Product: cytosolic sulfotransferase 5-like
Molecular function (GO): sulfotransferase activity
Source: RefSeq, a predicted model, not a curated record
CAGCCGUACGUCGUUCCACUUCCACCUACCUUCCAACCUGCUCGUCAUGUCUGCAGGACAGCACGAGAGCGACGACCAUGACGCCACUGCCGCCGCGGAGGAAGGAGGGACCCUCCCUCCCCCGACGAGGCAAGGACUGUGGGUCCUGUACCGGGGCUGCUGGCUGAAGCCCCAGACGGCGGAGAGCGUCGCGGUGGUCCAAGCCCAGUUCGAGCCGCGCCCCGACGACGUCUUCCUGGCCACCUACCCCAAGUGCGGCACCACAUGGCUCAAGGCCCUCGCCUUCGCCGUCACCAACCGCCUUCGCCACGGCCACGCCGUGGGCGACAGCGGCCACCCGCUGCUCACCAACCAUCCUCAGCACCUGGUGCCGUUCCUCGAGCUGCCCGACCGCCGGCUCCACCCUCUCGCGGACGACCUCGACGCGCUGGCCUCGCCGAGGCUCCUCGCCACCCACAUGCCGCUGUCGCUGCUGGCCGCGCGCGUGGGUGCCCUCGGCUGCCGGGUCGUGUACAUGUGCCGGGAGCCCAAGGACGUGCUCGUGUCCUACUGGCACUUCGCGAGCAAGGUGCACGCGGAUUUCUCCAUGGACAUGGCGUUCGAGCUGUUCUGCGACGGGGUCUCCUCGUACGGGCCUAUCUGGGACCACAACCUUGGGUACUGGAGGCAGAGCAUGACGGAGCCCCGCAGGAUUUUGUUCCUCAAGUACGAGGACAUGAUGGCCGACCCGACCAGCCAUGUCAAGAUGCUGGCAGAGUUCCUCCGUGUUCCAUUCUCCGACGACGAGGUGCGCCGCGGAGUCGUCGAGGAGGUCGUGGAUCUAUGUAGCUUCGACAAGCUCAAGAGCCUACCGGUCAACUCGUCGGGAGUGUCUGAUCGGUUCGUCGGGGUGCCCAUCCAGAACUCAUCUUACUUCAGGACCGGCAGAGUGGGGGACUGGGCGACUCACUUCACUCAAGAAAUGGCGGAGAAGCUAGAUGCCAUUGUUGAGGAGAAGUUUAGAGGAUCUGGUCUCAGAUUCUGAAUUGUGAUUGACAUGCUUAAACAGGCGAUUGCUGGUGAAAUUGAGCCUGAGGUAUAUUAUGUUUUCUCUAAUAAUGUGAAAGACUCUACUUCUUCUUGUCUCCCUUAUCAUCUUUUUAAGUUCUAUUAUGGAAACCGCAAACCUUACAAAGUGU